CGUCACCUCGUCGCCUGCCCACGUCUCCCACGCCUCCUCCAGAUCCGGUCUUCCCCUCCGCGGCCGAUGGCCGAAGAUCCCGCGGGAUCCCGCCGCUGGAGGUGCGACCCCGACGGCGACGACCGCUGGCUCUCGGGAGCCGCCGGCGACGACCACUUCGACCGCCUCCCCGACGCGCUCCUCCUCGUCAUCUUCAAUCGCAUCGGCGACGUCAAGGCGCUCGGCCGCUGCUCCCUCGUCUCCCGCCGCUUCCAUGAGCUCAUCCCCCUCGUCGACUCCGUCCUCGUCCGCGUUGACUGCGUCAUCCCCGACGAGCCCCCCUCCUCCUCGUCCCCGUCGGCGCCUUCUUCUCCUACUGCCUCCGUGCGCGCCCGCGGGGUCUUCUCACAGAUCGCGCGCAUCGUGCUCGGCGGCAUCGUGAAGCCUAUCCAGGCGCUCGGUCAGAUCCUCUCCCCCGCUAACUCCGCCCCCGUCUCCCCGGCAUCCUCCGCUUCCUCCUCCCUUUCGUCGUCUCUGCCUCCUGGGGACGUGUCGCACCACUCGCCCUCGGAGGUGCUACGCUCCUUCAAGGAGCUCCGCCACCUGCGCAUCGAGCUCCCGGCGGGCGAGCUCGGCAUGGACGACGGUGUGAUGCUCAAGUGGAAGGCUGACUUCGGGUCCACGCUCGGCAGCUGCGUCAUCCUCGGCGCGUCCUCGGCCUCGCCAUCCUCCGCUGUCUCGGAUGGCGCGGGCACAGCUCCCUCUGUUGACAGUGGCGGUGGCGAGACUGACGAUUCAGGAAGCAUCCCAGAGUCGUUCUACACAAACGGAGGGUUGAAGCUGCGGGUGGUGUGGACCAUCAGCUCGCUGAUUGCGGCGUCGGCGAGGCAUUACUUACUGCAGCCGAUCAUUGCCGACCACACGACGCUGGAUAGCUUGGACCUGACGGACGCGGACGGGCAGGGAGUGCUCACCAUGGACAAGUGGCAACUGCAGGAGCUGCGGGUGAAUCCGUUAUCAGCAUCUGGGGGCUCGCACCGGACGCUCAUGCCUGAGCUUAGCAUGCAGCUGUGGUACGCACCAUGCAUUAAGCUGCCUGGGGGGUUGGUGCUGAAUGGUGCGACGCUGGUGGCCAUCAAACCAAGCGAGGAGGCAACAAGGGACACAGUUGAUAAUGGGACUGAUGGGUUGGCCUGGGUUUUAGAUGCCUUUGAGGAGCCAUAUCAGUCAGCAGUCAAGAUGCUCCUCAAACGGAGGACUUACAGCCUUGAGAUGAAUUCAUUCUAAUCCAUGGAGGAAGGAGAUGGCAUUUCGGAAGCUUCAGAUGUGAGAGGAUGUUAUUACAUUCUCAUGACAUGCAAAUGGAGAAGUUUUCUGGCUGCCUUUUAUACCUGAAUCUGCACCUUCUUCGGAUUCGCUCCAAGUAUGUACUGAUAUAUGCCUUUUUUAUGUUGAGCAUCUCUCAGCAAGAACAUGGAUGAAAAUGAAGAGAAGCCGAGUGCUAAUUUAUGGAUGUUGGAGUCGAGAGGCAAAGCCAUUGUUGUGGUUGUGGGUGUUCUCUCUGAGGAAGCCCUUAUCUUUGUCAGAUCAGAUGUCAGAUGUGGUGGCAUAGAUUUUUUUUUUCCUGCAUGUAUCCACAUCAAGCUACUAACCUUAUGUUAAUUUCCGCUUUGGAUUGUACUGCCUGUUUGCAGAAUGGCUCGCACUACGCAGUCACAUCACAUGUGAUGUUGCUCUGUGCAUCAAUGUGUGCCGUGGGUGGGCUCUUAGAUUCGAAUUAGCCAAAGCUGUAAAACUUUUACUUAAAAAAGGUUUGCUAAUGUUGCAGCACUAUGCUGUGAAUCUGUAUAAGCGUAAGCGCUCGAGUAUGUUAUGUGGACAAAAUUGAGAAUGUCGCGUCAGUUUUGCCCGUUUGAUUU
Molecule: messenger RNA, 1898 nt
Organism: Phragmites australis (common reed)
Lineage: Eukaryota; Viridiplantae; Streptophyta; Magnoliopsida; Poales; Poaceae
Product: F-box protein At5g46170-like
Exons: 2
Coding region: 67-1266 (399 amino acids)
Molecular function (GO): protein binding
Source: RefSeq, a predicted model, not a curated record